GUAUACACAAAUAACGUUCGCCGUCGCCAAGGUCAACUAUUAGAAGGUUGCGGUGGCAGCUCAUGCCACCCUGUUCAGCAAGCAGAGAGGAGGGAUGGGGAGGAAGAAGAGUAUCUUGGCAAUCACACUCUUUCUUCAACUCCUUUCCUCUGCUCGAUGCAUCAGUCGUAGCGAUUUCCCUCCAUCGUUCCUCAUGGGGACUGCAACUUCUUCUUACCAGUGUUUUCAGAUUGAAGGUGCAUAUUUAGAAGGUAAUAAAAGUCUGAACAAUUGGGAUGUCUUAAGUCACAUACCAGGAAAAAUUAAAGAUGGGAGAAAUGGUGAUAUUGCUGAUGACCACUAUCAUCGCUACAUGGAAGAUAUCGAAUUAAUGCACGAACUCGGGAUUAACUCAUAUAGAUUCUCAAUAUCAUGGUCAAGAGUUCUUCCAAGAGGUCAAUUUGGGGAUGUCAAUCCUGUUGGAAUAGAAUUCUACAAUAGGCUUAUUGAUGCUGUUUUGCUGAAAGGAAUACAACCAUUUGUGACACUCAACCAUUUUGAUAUACCUCAAGAACUUGAAGAUCGAUAUGGCUCAUGGUUGAGUUCACAUAUACAGGAAGAUUUUAGAUAUUUUGCAGAAGUAUGUUUCAGGGAAUUUGGAGAUAGAGUGAAGUUUUGGAUCACAUUCAAUGAACCAAACCUUUUUUUGAAAUUCGCUUACCAGAUUGGAAGGUAUCCCCCAAGUCGUUGUUCAGAGCCAUAUGGAAAUUGCCAAAGCGGAGAUUCUGAAAGAGAACCAUAUAUAGCAGCCCGCAAUGUAAUCUUAUCUCACGCAAUUGCAGUUGAUAUUUAUAGGAAAAAAUAUCAGGUUAAACAAGGUGGUUCUAUUGGAAUUGUUGUCACUUCAAAGUGGUUUGAGCCAUUGACAAAUUCAACAGCUGAUUGUUUAGCAGCUGAACGGGCAUUAGCAUUUGAAGCUCCAUGGAUUCUAGACCCAAUAUUGCGCGGUGCUUAUCCCCAGCAAAUGCUUGAAAUCCUUGGUUCAAGAUUACCCCCUUUCACCUUGGAAGAAAAGAAAUUUCUAUUGCACAACAAACUGGACUUUAUUGGGAUCAACCACUAUGCAAGCAACUAUGUCAAGGAUUGCAUGCUCUCUUCAUGCAACUUGGAUGGCUAUGGCAGGGAUGCAUUGGUAAUUACAACUGAGAGUAAAGAUGGUAAGCUAAUCGGUGAUGAGACUGGCUUGGCAACAUUUAAUUCAGUACCUUAUGGAAUUGAAAAAAUGGUGCUGUAUAUCAUGGAAAGAUAUAAAAACGUACCUACAUACAUCACUGAGAAUGGUUAUGCGCAACAGAGCCAAGGUUUAUCUAAGGAGGAAUUGCUAAAUGACACAGAGAGGGUCAAAUAUAUCAGCUCUUACCUUGACUAUUUAUCCUCUGCCAUAAGACAAGGAGCUGAUGUAAGAGGCUACUUCUGUUGGACUCUUCUUGAUAACUUUGAGUGGGUAUUUGGUUAUACGCUGAACUUUGGGCUUUAUCAUGUUGACUUCCAAACACAAAGAAGAACUGCAAAACUGUCUGCUAAAUGGUACAAGAAAUUUCUGAGUGCUGAAAAGCUUCAAUUGAACACCAAAGCGUUGAGACGUGAGGUUUGACUCCUAUUUAAAGGUGGAGUUGUAAGAUCAUAUUAUGGGAACGUUUGUUUAUUAUAGUGUAUUUAUUUUGUGACUUUAGUUUUCAUGUCUCCUGUUAUUUGUCAUGUUCAAGGAAAAUUAUUAUUUAAUAAAUUCCUGUAGAUCUCACCAA
Molecule: messenger RNA, 1784 nt
Organism: Zingiber officinale
Lineage: Eukaryota; Viridiplantae; Streptophyta; Magnoliopsida; Zingiberales; Zingiberaceae
Product: beta-glucosidase 16-like
Exons: 12
Coding region: 95-1633 (512 amino acids)
Biological process (GO): carbohydrate metabolic process
Molecular function (GO): beta-glucosidase activity
Source: RefSeq, a predicted model, not a curated record